AUGUUUAACAAGGGCACCAAAAACGAGGAGGCAGCCUCCGGGACGAACAUCAUGCCUCAGGAGCAGCGGGAGAUGGUGGAGGCCGCGGACAUUUUACUGAUGAAGCUGAAGGAGGCUGACGAGAGGAUGGAGUGCGCUCGCACGCUGCAGCAGCUUUCGUUGGAGGUGAACCUACAAGACUCCUCUCCAAGAGAGACCGCGGUCGCGAGCCAGACUCCGCCGACCAAUAGCCACACCACCCACGACACGACUGUCUCGGUCAACAAAAAGAGCAAGACAGAGAGAGAAUUGCGAGAAAAGAAAGUUCACCAGCAGAACGUAAGACGCCAGACCAAGGCAGACGCAGUGAAACAGGGCGUCACCUGGGUUGGGAAGAGAGAGGCGGCCAAAGCAUAUUCUCAAGCCGAAAAUGCAGAGAUUUCGCGGAUCCACGCCGCCCAUGCUGCCGUUCAUCAAGAAAAAAAAAUUCCCUUCAAGAAACUGGCUCGCCAGUUCAAUGCGCGGGAGGAGGGCGAGGGCAUAAGGAGCGUCGCGUCCCUGACAAGCCACAUCUCUAGACAUGAGGAGCUCAAUAAGAUGAGGGCGGCCUACUCUGCGACGAGAUGA
Messenger RNA from Ramularia collo-cygni, 606 nucleotides. RefSeq lists its product as uncharacterized. The transcript is spliced from 2 exons. The coding region runs from base 1 to 606 and encodes 201 amino acids. The record is from RefSeq and is a predicted model, not a curated record. Lineage: Eukaryota; Fungi; Ascomycota; Dothideomycetes; Mycosphaerellales; Mycosphaerellaceae.